Messenger RNA from Anarrhichthys ocellatus (wolf-eel), 3804 nucleotides. Its product is annotated as probable E3 ubiquitin-protein ligase HERC3. The coding region runs from base 44 to 3031 and encodes 995 amino acids. The record is from RefSeq and is a predicted model, not a curated record. Gene Ontology annotation, molecular function: ubiquitin protein ligase activity. Gene Ontology annotation, cellular component: cytoplasm. Gene Ontology annotation, biological process: ubiquitin-dependent protein catabolic process; protein ubiquitination. The transcript has 23 exons. Lineage: Eukaryota; Metazoa; Chordata; Actinopteri; Perciformes; Anarhichadidae.
UCAUAAAAAGCAGCUGACGGUUCUCCAGAGACAUUUUACCAAGAUGUUUUCAUGGGGAGAGAACUGCCAGCAGGGCUUUCGGUUGAAAGAUGGCUCAAAUAUCUCAGCAGGCGAUGGAGUUCACCUUUUAAACCUCGGCUUUGACAUCACGGAUCUGUCAGCAGGUCACAGCGUGCUCGCCUUCAUCAAAAGCAACGCUGAUGCUGCCAUCAUUUGCACAAAAGAGAGCAAAGAUGGGGGGAGAGUCAGAGGAAAACAGAAGUUUGUGACGUGUAAAGAGAAGAUUCAGGCCGUGGUUAGUGGUGAUGAUGUGGUCACACUGCUUUCUAAGGAAGGAAAAGUUCUCUGUGUGGACACAACUCGCACUUACAUUCCGAAGCCCCUGGAAGCUUUGUGUAACAUCCCGGUGUCUCAGGUUGCUUGUGGGAGCCAGCACUCAGUGGCCCUCACCAAAGGUGGUCAGGUGUAUACAUGGGGCCGGGAUUCCAGGGGCCAGCUGGGCCUGGGGAGAAGCGAGCCCGGCGCCAACUCUCCCCAACACAUCCGAUCUCUGUCAGCACUCCCCCUGGUCCAGGUGGCUGCAGGGGGAGAGCAGAGCUUCGCCCUCUCUGUGUCCGGAGCCGUGUUUGGCUGGGGAGGAAACGACUGCGGGCAGCUCGGGCUGGGAGACACAACAGACAGACCUACACCAACUCCUGUUUGUUACCUGAACACUAAGAAAACAAUUUACAUUUCCUGUGGAAAGGACCACACUGCCACUUUGACAAAGAAUGGUGCAGUGUUCACAUUUGGCUCUGGUCAAUAUGGACAGCUUGGGCACAACUCAUUCGGCGAUGAACUACGACCUCGGCUUGUUGCAGAGCUCUGGGGGGCAAAGGUCACCAAGAUUGCAUGUGGACGGCAUCACACAGUGCUGACGGACUCCAAGAGGGUCUACUCUUUCGGGUGUGGAGCGCAGGGGCAGCUGGGACACGGAGAGGAGAGUCAUCCGUCCGUGCCGCUACCGGUUCAACUGACACAGGACACCACUAAUGUACCUAAAAUUGGAAACAUCUACGCAGGAGGAAACUGUUCAUUUGCAACGUCCAUGUCUAUUAAGGAAGCGCAUGAGGUGUUAAGCACUGCCACUGCCAGCAAUGUAACAAAUGAUGUGUUUGACAAAUGGGUCACUGUAUGUAAUUCAAAGUCAUGGAAAAAGAUCAAACGGGAAAUCCGCAGGACGUUCUCCUCCGCAUCUUGCAUGAAUCAAAUCUUCCUUGAUCAAAGCAAAGAUAAACAUUUCCAGACCUCGUCAAAGUACUCCGGCUUGAACUUGUCACUUGCGCGACAUGCUUUCAAGAAACUGGCAAAGAAGGAUCACGUUAUGGCAGAGGUCGAGGCUGCUGUCCUGCGCUUGCUUCCCUCUCUUGAUGAGAUGCCAGUGGGGGUGGAGGGGUUGAGAAUCCACCUGCUUCUCAAUGAGCUCCUGCAUGUGAUCCAGAGACACAACCUGCGACGAACGAGCACAACUCUCGCCGAGGCGGUCGCCGCCGCUGUGCAAAGGCUCUGUGCUGGAAGCCUCCAGGUCUUAGGGGACUGGUGGUCCUCACUGCCGCCCUCCACCAAGGUUCAACACGUUAAGGUGUGGAAGCAGGCCCUCUCAGUGAUCCUGUCCUCUGAGCCUGUUCAUCGCGACUCUAGACUCGAAAACAUACUACUAGUCUUCCAGUAUAUGUACAACGCCAACGACAGGAUUGCAGGACGUCAGAGAAUCCCAGAACAAACUUUUUGUUUGGAGAUUAGCCAAACAUUUCUCCAAGAGGAUCUGCAAAUUUGGCAUUCAAAUAUCAAGGAUAUGGAUAAUCAGCAACUUGUCCUUUGUAACUUCCCAUUUGUGAUGGAUCUGAAAUCGAAGAAAAUGGCUUUUGACAUCCAUGCCGAAUGCUCUCAGAGAGAACACCAGGAAAUGGUGGGUUGGCCUUUUCAAGUGCGUCUAGCGUCAGAUCUUUUUUUCGGACUGAAGCUGAAGCGAGCGUCACUUUUGGAAGGCACCUUCAAACAACUGGCUGCUGCUCAUCCCAGUGACUUCAAGAAGCCACUUAUGGUCUAUUUUGACGAGGACCCAAAGGUCACAGACGUCUACAAAAGAGACCUUUUCCACCACUUGUUCCAUGAAAUGGUGUCAACUGGAUCUGGGAUGUUCAUGUUCAACGACUCCGAAACGCUGGCAUGGUUCCCCUCCACGACAACAGAGGAGGACAAGACAAACUUCUUCCUGUUUGGUGUUCUGUGUGGACUGGCCUUGUACAACAACAGUAUCAUACACUUACCCUUCCCACUGGCUCUGUUCAAGAAGCUGCUGGGUGUAGAGCCGACACUGCAGGAUUUGAUGGAAUUCAGCCCGGCUGUUGGAAAGAGUCUGCAGUGCGUCUUGGACUAUGGAGAGGAUGACCUCGAAGACCUGGACUGGUGUUUUUUGAUUAACUGGGAUGGGGCAGAGGUCGACCUUGACCCCCAAAAUCCUGGAAAGCCACUGACAGUUCUAAAUAAGAAGGAGUUUGUGGAUGCCUACGUGAGCCAUGCCUUCAGCGCGUCCGUGGAGGGCGUGUUUGAGGAGUUCAAGCGAGGCUUCUUCCAGGUGUGUGACCGGGGUCUGGUGACGCUCUUUCGGCCGGAGGAGCUGCAGGGAGUGCUGGUGGGCCAAGACGUGUAUGACUGGGCGAAACUGAAACAGAACACAGUGUGGGAACUUCGCUUUAGCGACCACACCAGGCAGAUGUUUUGGGAGGUUUUUGAUGAACUGACUGAAGACCAGAGGACAGAUUUCCUUUGGUUCCUGACUGGGUACAGGAGGGUUCCUAUUCUUGGCAUGGACCAGGUCCAGAUGAAUGUUCAAGUUACGCAAGUCCAGAGUGGUCAGCGCUACGAUCAGCACUUCCCCGGGUCUCUGACAUGUCACUCCAUUCUGUACCUGCCCUUGUACUCAUCCAAGGAGAUCAUGCGAGACAGGCUGACGGUGGCCCUGAUAGCAGAGAGAGGAUUCUCGAUGUGAUGGUGGAUCCACGGCUGCUGGACUGGAGCGUGUACAGUUUCUGUGCUAUGGGUGUGGGUGGACCUGAAUUUUCCUUUUAUGAUCACCUCUCAUGUGCUACCUCAGGAUUAAAACAAAUACUGCACUGUAUACACAUGACUUGACACUGUCAGUGUACUUUAAAAGAGGUGAUCAAAGAGCAGCCAUUCCUCAAUAGCAGCACCACGGUGUAGCAGCUUAACAGAAGGCACUUUGAGUAUAACAUGCAAUAAUUCAACUGAUAAUUAAGGAUUUUUAUGUUCAUAUCGUACGUUUUACAUCUCCUCAGGAUCAGAGUCUUAAUUUUGAAAUGAUCAUUUUCUAUCAGACCAAGUUGAAAUAAAUGAAAUAGUGUUUUGCCAGUUUAUUUGGUACAUUUAACUUAAUCUAAUGCAUUCCAAUACAACACUUGAAUAAAUCUCUUCUGGCUGAUUAUGUUUUAGAAAAUGUGUUAUUUAAACUGUAUGAUAAUCUGUGUUUGUGGUCCUGUUUAAUUGCAUAAUAUAUUAAUGGGAGGAAAUGGGGUUGAACAUAUUGUUAUUACAGUCAGAUAAGCCAAUAGCUGUGUGUAAAUUAGGGGACUUUUUAGAGAAUGUUUAACCUUUUUUUCCCCUGAAGUUUAUGUUCCACUUUUUUAAUAUAUUAUAUCUUGUUUGUACCUCCUACCAUGUUAUCAUGGUCAAUAAAAAAAAAUCAGAAACACUUAACAACAUACAUACAUUCAUUUGUCACUUGAAAAAACUUGAAUUUGAGGA